UGGCUCAGGGGCUCAAGGAGGAACCCGCGCGGCCCCUCCGCGAGCUCUCCCCGCGGGCUGCCGCACCGCCCCCCCCCCUCCGUGAGCGCCCGCGCUGCCGCGAAUGGGCCCGCGCGCGCCCGCCACAUCCCGGGAGAGGGGACGCGUCCAGCACCACGCGCCACCCAGACAUCCGACGAGAGGUCGUUCCAGCGCAUCCGCGACGUGGCCAGGCAGGAGUGCAAGAACCUCACGCUCGCGGAGCUGAUGCGAGGCACGCGGCCAGAUGUGGACAGCCGCAUCAAGGCGGGGCGCUGGCUGCACCAGCAGCUGCCCAUUCGCUUCGCCCGCCGCAUAGAGGACUUCCUCCAGCUGAACCACCUGGUGGUCUGCAACCCCCACAUAGGGAACGUCCUGGACGCCUACUUGGAAACCUUCGACGCGAUAACGGCGCACCGCGAAAUCGUGACGCCGUACGACGAGUCCCAGUUUUGCGAGCUUAUCCGGAAGCAGAAUACCCUUCAUGGACCUGGUACGCAGCUCAUCGCAGAAGGCUACAAGGAGGUACAGCAGAUGUAUAGCGACAUACAGCUCGAUGACUUCCUGAACACCUUCUUCACGUCUCGCAUCGCCACGAGGAUCCUCAUGGACAACUACGUGGAGAUGCGCGAGCCCAAGCCAGGUUUUGUCGGUGUUGUGAGGCAGGGGAUGCGGCCAUCGGAGUUGGUGCGAAACUUGGCCGACCCGCUCGUCGUGCUGACCACUUCGGUGUACGGCGACGCUCCGAGCCUCGAGUACCGUGGCAACGGCGACACCCGCUUGGACUACAUCCCGCGCCACGUGGGGUACAUGCUGCGGGAGCUGCUCAAGAACGCCCUACGGGCCACCGUGGAGCGACACAAGGGGAAGAGCUCGCAGAUCCCACCAGUGGUGGUGGAGCUGCAGCAGGGCGACGUGCACGUCAUCAUCAAGAUCUCGGACUGUGGCGGCGGGGUCCCGAAGCACAUACAGGAGAAGGCGUGGAAGUACGGCUGGACGACGGCCGCUGGCGACGAGGACCUGACGCCCUGGGGCGAGUGGUCCUCCGGGUCGGCCGCGCAGAAGCGCGCGAAGGACCUGGCCGGCUACGGCUUCGGCCUGCCUUUGACGAGGCUGCACGCCCAGUACUUCGGCGGCGACGUGUUCAUGCAGGCGCUGCCCGGGCACGGCACGGACAUGUACCUCCUGCUGACCCAUCUGAAGGAGGGCACGAGCUCCACCGAGAUCGACGACCUCUCCGCGACGCUGUACAGCAGGGAGCAGGCCGGGCAGCUCCCGAGGUGAGGGCGGCGGAGGAGGAGGAGGAGGAG
Messenger RNA from Prorocentrum cordatum, 1328 nucleotides. NCBI's taxonomy places the organism in Eukaryota, Dinophyceae, Prorocentrales, Prorocentraceae. The record is from the annotation of a GenBank genome assembly.